Messenger RNA from Rangifer tarandus platyrhynchus (Svalbard reindeer), 462 nucleotides. NCBI's taxonomy places the organism in Eukaryota, Metazoa, Chordata, Mammalia, Artiodactyla, Cervidae. The record is from the annotation of a GenBank genome assembly.
AUGGCCCUGCUUUUCCAGUCUGUGAAACGGAAGGGCUGGAUUAGAUGGUCUCUGUGGCCCUUCUCAACACCAACCUUGCCCAGAGCCGCACAGCAGGCCACGUGCUUUCCAUCCAAUGCUUCUCGCAUCUUCUCUGCCUCCACUCAGGGUGGGAACCAGCAUUCGCCCCUCCCUUGUCGGCAUCAGGUUUGGCGAACCUGGAGGGGGCUUGGGGAGCACCUCCCUGACUUUCACGGACAGGCGUGUUUUGCUCAUACUCCCAUUUCCCGGAGUUUUGCCAAUCUGAGGGUUGUAAUGUGGUUUGCCUUUUCUCCUCAUCGCUGCCUCAGAUGCUCAAGAUGCUGUUUUCAGAAUCUCUUCCUGCUGCUUUUCCUGGCUCAAGGCUGCAACCCCUCACUUGUAGCCUCCCUGCCAUUCUUCACUCGUCAGCAACCCUUUGAGUCCAGAGGAAACCGGACCUGA